AUGAAGUUCAACCCUCUCAUUUUACAGACACUGUCUGUCCCACAGAGGUUAACCCUGGUCCUGGGGCUGGUGAUGCUGGUGGUUGCAUUUGGAUCAUCUUUCCAGUAUGGGUACAAUGUUGCUGUUAUUAACUCUCCAGCAGAGAUCAUGAAAAACUUUUACAACCAAACCUACUAUAAUAAGACUUCGGAAUAUCUAAACAAUACAUUCUUGACCCUGCUGUGGUCUCUCACUGUGUCCAUGUUUCCUCUAGGAGGCUUAAUUGGGUCACUCAUGGUUGCCUCAAUGAUAAAUAAAUGUGGCAGAAAGGGAGCCCUGAUGAUCAGCAACAUUUUUUCCAUCGUCCCUGCAACUUUGAUAGGAUACAGCAAAAUGUUAAACUCCUUUGUGAUCAUCAUCUUUGCCCGGAUCUUGGUAGGAAUAUGCGCAGGUAUGACAUACAAAGUGGUUCCCUUGUACUUGGAAGAGUUGGUCCCCAAAAAUCUGAGAGGGGCUGUCAGUUUUGUCAACCAGCUGUUCAUCACAAUUGGGAUCUUUGUAGCCCAGAUCUUUGGAUUUCGGUGUAUCUUAGCAACAGAAGAGGAAUGGCCGAUUCUCUUCGGGCUGACUGGGAUCCUCGAAGUAAUAGAGCUGAUCCUGCUGCCUUUCUUCCCAGAAAGUCCCCGGUACACCCUGAUUCAAAGGGGAGAUGAAGAAGGAGCCCGAAUAGAGGCUGAGCUUCUAGACAUGGCUGUGAUAUCAGUGUUCAUUGUGGAACGCUUAGGCAGGAGACUGCUCCUUCUGAUUGGCUUCAGUGUCUGCUGCCUGGCUUGCAUUGUGUUAACAGUAGCCCUUUCACUCCAGGACACCAUGGCUGAGAUGCCUUAUGUCAGCAUUACUUCUGUGAUGGUCUAUGUUAUAGGUCAUGCUAUUGGGCCUAGUCCUGUUCCCUCAGUGGUAAGAACAGAAAUAUUCCUGCAGUCUUCCCGCCCAGCUGCGUUCAUGGUGGAUGGAGCUGUCCACUGGCUCACCAACUUCAUCAUAGGUCUGGUGUUUCCGUUCAUCCAGGAGGGCAUCGGUGCCUACAGCUUCAUUAUCUUUGCUGCAAUCUGCCUCUUCACUGCCAUCUACAUCUAUGUGAUUAUUCCUGAGACGAAGGGCCAGACAUUUGUGGAAAUCAGCCAGGUUUUUGCCAAAAGAAAUAAGGUGGAAAUCCUAGAGAAGAAAAAAGAAGAAACAACAGACUUCAACUCUUGCCCACACUUACCUUCUAAAAAGGAAACCAAUUUUUAA
Messenger RNA from Gracilinanus agilis (Agile Gracile Mouse Opossum), 1272 nucleotides. RefSeq names its product solute carrier family 2, facilitated glucose transporter member 5-like. The transcript has 11 exons. Gene Ontology annotation, biological process: fructose transmembrane transport. NCBI's taxonomy places the organism in Eukaryota, Metazoa, Chordata, Mammalia, Didelphimorphia, Didelphidae. Gene Ontology annotation, molecular function: fructose transmembrane transporter activity. The coding region runs from base 1 to 1272 and encodes 423 amino acids. Gene Ontology annotation, cellular component: membrane. The record is from RefSeq and is a predicted model, not a curated record.